CUUCCACUUCAAAACCAUAACCUUCAAACCUCCAGCCUGCUGCUAGCUGCUCCACCACAGACACGGUUGGCAAUUGCUCUUCCUGUGCAGAAGGGUUGACCAACGUCCCCGACUGGCCCCGGACUGGUUCUCCUUCAGAAAGAGGUGGGAGGGGAAGGAAGGCAGCUGAAUUUCGCGCCGCUUUCCCCCGGAGAUGAAGCUGCAGGCUGUCAUGGAGAACCUGCACAGGCAGCAGAGGGCCAAGCUGCUGAUGGAGCAGCAGCUUCAGCAGCAAGUCGCCGCCCAACACACUCAGGUCCGCACAAUUGUUGGAGGAGGGGAUGAGCCGAUGGGGAGCCCGGCCCCUGAGGCGGAGCAGGCCCAGAUGGCGGCACUGGCAGCCAUGCGUGCUGCGGCGGCCGGGCUGCAGAGGGUGUCGGACAGCCCGAUGUCAGAUCGCAGCAGCGUUGGUGAGGACGAAGGUGACGAUGAUGACAAUGAGGACGGGGAGGAGCAUUACAAGGACAUGAUGGGGUCAGAUGAGGAGGAGCAAAUCAAACAGAAAUGGGACGAGGAAGACUUUGAAGGCGAGAUGGAAGAAGACUUCGAUGACGACCUGGCGGAGGAGGGUCUGCCAACGGGCCAUAACGCGCUGGCUCCCGGGAAGGGUAUCCUCCUGCUGCCCCACCGACAACUCCACCCCCACUCCCAGCUGCUGAAAGCCCGUCCAAGUGUCGACCAGGAGCCCCGAUUAGCCAUCCUGCCUCCCCAUGCGACGCACAGCCAUCUGGGCGGGCAGGACCACGGAGACUGGACCUACGAAGAGCAGUUCAGACAAUUGUACGAACUGGAUAGGGACCCAAAGAGAAAAGAGUUUCUGGAUGACCUCUUCAGCUUCAUGCAAAAAAGAGGAACCCCAGUGAAUCGUAUUCCCAUCAUGGCCAAGCAGGUCCUGGAUCUGUACAUGCUCUACAGGCUGGUGACAGAGAAGGGCGGCCUGGUGGAGGUCAUCAACAAGAAACUGUGGAGAGAGAUCACCAAGGGACUCAACCUGCCUACCUCAAUCACCAGUGCAGCAUUCACCCUCCGCACACAAUACAUGAAGUACCUGUACCCAUAUGAAUGUGAUAAGAGGAGUCUGAGCAACCCCAACGAGCUCCAGGCAGCCAUCGACAGUAAUCGGCGGGAGGGCCGGCGACAGAGCUUUGGCAGCUCCCUCUUCACCUACUCACCCAACGGGACGCCCACCAUGCUCUCCUCACCAAAGCUCCCCUCAUCCAGUGUGGGCCUGAUGGUAGGCACCAACGGGGCCUCGCUGACCCCCAUCCAGAAGAUCAAGAAAGAGGAUGGAGGCCAGACGCUGCCGGGGGUCAGUGUGGCUCGUCUGCCAGCGGGGGCCUCGGCGGGACACUCGAUGGCUUCCAUGCAGGCAGCAGCAGCUCAGGCAGCGAUGGCGGCUCAGAUGGCGGCUCUGGAGCAGCUGAGGGACAAACUGGAGGCCGGCGAGCCACCAGAGAAGAAGAUGGCGCUGCCAGCCGAGGAACACCACCGACUGCUGCAGAGAGCGCUGCAACACAACCUGCUGGCCAUGACCGCUCAGCUACCCAUGAAUAUCCGCAUCAAUAACCAAGACAGCAGGCAGGACUCGGCCCUGAACCUCACCACCAACGGCACAAGCAGCAUCAGCAUGUCGGUGGAGCUCAACGGAGUGGUGUACACUGGGGUUCUUUUUGCUCAGGCAGCAGCAGGGUCGGCUUUGUCCGGUGCGGUCGGAUCGUCUGUCUCCAACAAGACGGUCAGCAGUCGUUUGACUCCACAGCAGCAGCAGCAGCAGCAGCACCACCACCACACACCUACCUCAACCUCUAGCAACCAGUUGUCUUAACAAACCCACAACCUUUGUUUUUCUGUUUUUUUCCAUGCUAAGUAAAGCCAAAAAACAACCUCAUUUUCUACAGAAUCUAUGCCAAAAAGAGAAGAACCGUAAACUGUACAGAAAGACACAAACUGAAACUCAGUUACACUAUCUCAGGUUUUCUCUCACCAACCCAUCUCUUUUGUUCAUCAUAGCCAAAAUGAUUUCGGUAAAAAUAUCUCAACUGAGAGCCAGUAUAUGCUAAACAAAUAUGUAUGCACAACCUGUGAAUUAUUUAUUUCUGCAUAAAUGUACAGAACAAAGAGAAGUUAAUAACCAGGAAAGGCAAUGCACUGUUUACACUCACAAACACAGCUACUGAUUGACAGCAACGUUUAUCCUCUAGGGGAGACAUUUUUUUCUUUUUAUUUUACCUUUUCAUUGUUAUUAUUGUUAUUCUCUUUA
Molecule: messenger RNA, 2299 nt
Organism: Anoplopoma fimbria (sablefish)
Lineage: Eukaryota; Metazoa; Chordata; Actinopteri; Perciformes; Anoplopomatidae
Gene: arid3a
Product: AT rich interactive domain 3A (BRIGHT-like)
Exons: 8
Coding region: 194-1864 (556 amino acids)
Biological process (GO): regulation of transcription by RNA polymerase II
Cellular component (GO): nucleus
Molecular function (GO): DNA binding
Source: RefSeq, a predicted model, not a curated record